AGCCCUCACACUCUCCACCCAGCAGCUUUGAACAAUUGACGGCGCGGCAAUGUCAGAUGGCGGAAAGCGCCCGUCUUCCUACUUCCACUUCUUUGCCGGCUUGAACUCGGGCAUCCUGUCUGCAGUCCUCCUCCAGCCGGCCGACCUCCUCAAGACGCGUGUCCAGCAGUCGCGGUCCAGCACGCUGUUUGGCACCAUCCAGUCGAUAGCCAGCGGGCCAAACCCCAUCCGGCACUUCUGGAGGGGCACGCUGCCAAGUACACUGCGCACAGGCUUUGGCUCUGCCAUCUACUUCACCAGUCUCAAUGCCCUGCGCCACCGAGCGAGCCUGCUUGCCGCGGCGAGGGCCGAUGUCGCGCACAGGGGAGGCGACCACUCGAGCUCCCUGCCCAAGCUGAGCAACACGGCCAAUCUCGCAACCGGCGCCGUUGCACGCACAUGGGCCGGCUUCGUCAUGAUGCCCAUUACCGUGCUCAAGGUGCGCUACGAGAGCAACCUGUACGCCUACACUUCGCUGUUUUCGGCCUCGAGGGACAUCUUCCGCACAGAGGGCAUCAAGGGCUUCUUUGCCGGCUUUGGCGCAACGGCCGUCCGCGAUGCACCCUACGCGGGGCUCUAUGUUUUGUUCUACGAGCAGUCGAAGCGGCGGCUAUCCAACCUCGCGACCCGCAUGGAGGAGACGUCGGGCGCAUCCACCAAGCUCUCGUCGAGCACUUCCGCAGGCAUCAACUUUGUCUCGGGUGUCGCGGCAGCUGGGCUGGGGACAGCGAUCACGAACCCCUUUGACGCCAUCAAGACACGCAUCCAGCUGAUGCCGGAUCAGUACGGAAACAUGGUGCAGGCCAGCAAGAAGAUGCUGGCCGAGGAGGGCGUGCGGAGCUUGUUUGAUGGGCUAGGCAUUAGGAUUGCCCGAAAGGCAAUCAGCAGUGCACUCGCCUGGACCGUCUACGAAGAACUGAUCCGGCGUGCACAGAGCUUGAAGGAGGCGGUCGAGGACAAGAUGUGAGGCACGUGUGAUUGUAUGAUAGUGCGAGUAGAUGCAUGGGCGGCGUUUACGGGCGCCGACUGCUGGCUAUUAGGACUAGGCACCUCUUCGCUCCACUCGACCCUGUCCUUGCCCUGAUUGGCCAAUCUCAACUGCCUAUGCUGCUGACGCUAGAGCCGCUUAUAUAAUCCAGCACGUGACUACACACGUGACCAGCAUGGC
Molecule: messenger RNA, 1207 nt
Organism: Exserohilum turcica Et28A
Lineage: Eukaryota; Fungi; Ascomycota; Dothideomycetes; Pleosporales; Pleosporaceae
Exons: 2
Coding region: 50-1006 (318 amino acids)
Biological process (GO): glycine import into mitochondrion
Cellular component (GO): mitochondrial inner membrane; mitochondrion
Molecular function (GO): glycine transmembrane transporter activity
Source: RefSeq, a predicted model, not a curated record